GCCGGAGAACAGAGGCGGCGCAGCUCCUAGAGCGAUCCUUCUUCGCGGGCCCGGGAGAUCCGACGUCUGAGCCUGGCAGAGGGCCACGGAACCACCCGCGGAGAGCGGGAGGGAUCUGGCGGCGAGCUCGCGCCAUCCGCCCCGCUUUUGCGCCCUCGGAGCGAGCCUCGACGCGACUGCAACUCGGGCAGAGGCGCUCUCCGCAGCCUAGGAUCGGCUGAGCGGUUCCCAGGGCUGCCCCGCUUGGGCGGUGAGCGCUGGGAGAGAAAAGGCAUCUUCCUCUUUCGCCAGGUUCCUGGUUCGGAGAUCUGGAGAGAUGCCUCUCGGCUUGAAUCUUCUCCCACUCCAGAGCUUCUUGGGAGCAGAAGUCCGGCAGUUCUCGACCCUCCAUCCCCGCUCACUGGAAGAUUCCCCGUCUUGGCUUGUGCGGUGUGGCGUUUUCCGGAGGGCGAGGGGGAAGCCAACUCCCAGCCCUCAGAGGCUCAACGUUUAGACACGUGUGGAUGCUUCUUUGGCACUUUUUUGAGUUCCUUCCAUCCCCGCCGCCGCCACCCUCGGUCUCCUUGAUCGUUCGCGAGGAGGCCUUGCUUUGCUCCUCCUUUUUCUUUUCCUGUCGCUCAGGGAGGAGACCUUUUUUUUUUUUAAUCUCUCCCUUUUGUGCAGGGACACACGCAAGCCCUCGCAGGCACAGCAGCAAGAACUCAGGGGCUGUCAUGUGUUGGGGAGAGGACAUCUUGAAAGCUGACACUGGAAGAAGGCACUGAAUACCUGCUCCUAAAGCUUCCAUGCCUUCCAGGUUACUGGGAGCUGAACUGUCGCUGAGGUAACUUUUGACUUAUAGGCAGAUCCUCCUCACAAAGUAUCUAAGGAUUAGGUGGUGGAAACCAGCAGGAUGCCUCGGAAUAGGGCAUUCUCCGAGCCCGAAUACUCGGUAGAGUAUUCUGCAGACUAUUCAGUCAGCUUGCCUUCUGACCCUGAGCAUGGGGUUGGCCGGACCCAUGAGGUGACGGUGAGGAACUCAGGUUCUUGCCUCUGUCUGCCCCGUUUUAUGCGCCUCACGUUCGCCCCUGAGUCCCUGGAGAACCUCUACCAGACCUACUUCCGGCGGCAGCGUCAUGAGACUUUGCUGGUCCUGGUGGUCUUUGCAGCCCUCUUUGAUUGCUACGUUAUCAUCAUGUGCACAGUGGUGUACACUUCAGAGAAGCUGGCACCCACUGUGGCAGCAUCAGUGGGCCUGGCUGCUCAGAUCCUCCUCUUUAUCCUAUGCAAGUAUGAACUCCUGCCUGAUCGUGUCACCCGGAAAUUCAUGCCAUACAUUUUGUGGAUACUGAUAGCUGCUCAGAUAUUCUGCUACUUGGGCUUGAAUUUUGCCUGCUACCACGAGGCCAGUGACACAGUUGGAUGGCAGGCCUUUUUUGUCUUCUCCUUCUUCAUCACCCUCCCCUUGCACCUCAUGCCCAUUGUCCUUAUCUCAGCCAUUUCUUGUGGCAUCCACACACUUGUGUUGGGAGUCACCAUUGCACAGCAGAAGCAACAGCAGCUGGAGUUCAUCUAUGGAGUCACCUUGCUGUGGCAGGUUAUUGCAGUGUGGAUGAGGGAAGACUUCAGCGUGUGCUGUUUUUGUUCCCAAAAAGAAG
Messenger RNA from Python bivittatus (Burmese python), 1637 nucleotides. The record is from RefSeq and is a predicted model, not a curated record. Lineage: Eukaryota; Metazoa; Chordata; Lepidosauria; Squamata; Pythonidae.